ACUGCUCAGUGACGUGUUGGUGGUGGCUCACACCGUCGCUAACGUAUUCCGUCACACACUUUAUUUCUCUUUUCUUUUCUCUUCCAUUCACUGAAAUUGAUGAGAAAUGAUUUGUGUUGUGCACAAUCCACAAUCUGUUUUGUUGUUUUCUUCUCCUCUGACUCCCCGUGUGAAUUUUCUCACGGCGCCUCAGAGUCUCAACCGAGUUUGAGAGAAACGGGAGACUUGAGGGCUCAAGUCGCCAUGUACCUGGGGAUCAGAAAGGGGAAAUGAAAGACGGUAAGCCCCGCUCCCUCAGAUUCACUUGGAAUAUGAGAACCACCAGCUCCAUGGAGCCCUGCGACAUCAUGAGGGAGAUCCGCAAGGUGCUCGACGCCAACAACUGCGACUACGAACAGCAAGAGAGUUUCCUGCUCCUCUGCGUCCAUGGCGACGGGCGGGCCGAGAACCUGGUCCAGUGGGAGAUGGAGGUCUGCAAGCUCCCCCGUCUCUCCCUGAACGGCGUCCGCUUCAAAAGGAUAUCCGGGUCGUCCAUCGCUUUCAAGAACAUUGCUUCCAAAAUAGCCAACGACUUAAAACUAUGAACAAAAUGACUUAAAAGAUAAGUUAAAAAAAAAAUCUAAAUCAAAUCUAUAUUCAGAGGUAUUUAAGCUGUACAAUCAUCCAAGUAGCAGUUUCCAAAUGUCUCCUUUUUGUCCCCUGGGGCAACCGGGUUCCCGCGGGCACCGUGUUGGUGACCCCUGUUUUGGAUCAAUAAAGUAUUUUUGAAUUGAA
Molecule: messenger RNA, 774 nt
Organism: Xiphophorus couchianus (Monterrey platyfish)
Lineage: Eukaryota; Metazoa; Chordata; Actinopteri; Cyprinodontiformes; Poeciliidae
Product: MAP/microtubule affinity-regulating kinase 3-like
Exons: 2
Coding region: 270-584 (104 amino acids)
Source: RefSeq, a predicted model, not a curated record